Messenger RNA from Impatiens glandulifera, 1065 nucleotides. RefSeq lists its product as uncharacterized. The record is from RefSeq and is a predicted model, not a curated record. Lineage: Eukaryota; Viridiplantae; Streptophyta; Magnoliopsida; Ericales; Balsaminaceae. Gene Ontology annotation, cellular component: mitochondrial outer membrane. The transcript is spliced from 8 exons. Gene Ontology annotation, molecular function: ATP binding; ATP hydrolysis activity. The coding region runs from base 1 to 1065 and encodes 354 amino acids.
AUGAGUAGACAAAAAUCUCACAGAAAACGGGAUCUAAGUGAAUCUGAAUAUACAAAAUCUGACGAGGAUGUACAUGAAUAUGAAAUUGGUGAUAAAAGAACAAAAAAGAACAAAGAGGCUCUAAAGACGAAAGCUUCAUCUUCUAAACGUGCCAAAAUGUCUACUCCAAAGAAACUGCCUUCAACUUUAGUUCAACAAAAUCUUCAACAAAUCCCUUCUGAAGGAUUAGAAACUCAACCUGACACAGCAGAUGUUGUGGUCAAUCGUACCCUCAUCCUCGACAAUACAUACCCAAUACAGCCAUCCUCAAAUAUUGAAACGGAAGUUGAGGAUGUAAACCUAGAUGAUCUUUCCAAAUCAUCAAAGACCUAUAUAGAAAUUGUUGGAAAGAACUUCUAUCCGGAUAUUUUGAAAGGCAUACAUAGGAUAAUUACGGGUUAUUGGAGGGGGGCAUACUUGAACUGGAAUCAAGUUCCCGAAGACCUUAAGAACACAAAGGAACUUGGAAAACCUCCUUCCCUUCUUGAAACAUUUGAGAAGACACAUAAAACGAGGAAUGGUACAUGGAGUGGAAACAGGGCAACAAAAGUUGUGGUGAAUGUCACCGUUGCGGCGGAAUCCGGGUGCGUAACGCAGUUGCGUAACGCAGGUGCGUCAAGCAGGUGCGUCAAGCAAGUGCGUCACGCAGGUGCGUCAAGCAGGUGCGUCAAGCAGCUUUGCAAGGGGAUAUUACUUUUUGGACCUCCUGAAAUUGGGAAAACCCUUAUUGCUAAGGCACUUGCAACUAAAGCAAGCACAAAUUUUAUCAACAUAACUACAUCAACUUUAUUAUCAGAGUGGUUUGGUGAAAGUGUCAAGAUAUUCAAAAUUUUCUUAGCUAAAACAGUCCAUGGCGGAAGCAGGAAGACAACAUGGCCAAAAUUCUCUUGGCUAGUGUUUACGAAUGAUGAGGCAUCUAACAUGAACGAGCUUCGAAAAUGGAAUGAAAAGUAUGGUCAAGGAGGAAGCAGGAAGAUAUCAUCUUUUGGCUUUGCUAAUCAAUCUGAAUUGCUAGCUUCUUCUUAA